This is a messenger RNA of Bacidia gigantensis, 1407 nucleotides long. It is a transcript of the gene GDI1, whose product is annotated as Rab GDP dissociation inhibitor alpha. Gene Ontology annotation, biological process: small GTPase-mediated signal transduction; protein transport; vesicle-mediated transport. Gene Ontology annotation, cellular component: cytoplasm. The coding region runs from base 1 to 1407 and encodes 468 amino acids. NCBI's taxonomy places the organism in Eukaryota, Fungi, Ascomycota, Lecanoromycetes, Lecanorales, Ramalinaceae. Gene Ontology annotation, molecular function: Rab GDP-dissociation inhibitor activity. The transcript has 7 exons. The record is from RefSeq and is a predicted model, not a curated record.
AUGGACGAGAUAGCUACCGAAUAUGACGUUGUCGUGUUAGGAACAGGUCUGACGGAAUGUGUUCUUUCCGGCGUAAUGAGCGUCAAAGGCAAGAAGGUGCUGCACAUAGAUCGAAAUGACCAUUACGGAGGAGAGGCAGCCUCUGUUAACAUCGAGGCUCUCUUCAAAAAGUAUGGUAAUUACAGCAAAGGCGAGGAGCCAUGGAAAAAGUACGGUCGAGUCAAUGACUGGAAUAUCGAUCUGGUACCCAAGUUUCUCAUGUCAAACGGCGAAUUGACGAACAUUCUUGUCUCCACGGAUGUCACACGGUAUCUCGAGUUUAAGCAGAUUGCGGGUAGCUACGUACAGCAAGGAAGCGGGACCAGAGCGACUGUUGCAAAAGUGCCAUCAGACGCUGGGGAAGCACUCAGAUCGCCGCUCAUGGGCCUAUUCGAGAAGAGAAGGGCAAAAAAAUUCCUGGAAUGGGUUGGAGCCUUCAAAGAAGAUGACCCAGCAUCUUACAACGGUCUCGAUCUCAAUAGGUGUACAAUGAGAGAAGUCUAUGACAAGUUCGGCCUAGAGCCGUCGACGCGAGACUUCAUAGGUCAUGCAAUGGCUCUUUACCAAACGGAUGGGUACAUCAACGAGAAGGGCGCCGCUAAAGAGACCGUACAACGGAUCAGGCUCUACGUCAAUUCAAUGGCUCGAUAUGGGAAAUCACCAUACAUAUACCCACUAUAUGGCCUAGGCGAGCUACCUCAAGGAUUUGCCCGACUUUCAGCUAUUUACGGUGGAACAUAUAUGCUCAAUACUAACAUCGACGAGAUUGAGACAGAUGAGAAGGGUAAGGUCUCAGGAAUCAAAGCCACGAUGAGGGAAAGAAGCGAAGACGCCGACGGAAUGAAGUUUUCGACCAAAACCAAGAAAAUACUUGGAGACCCAUCGUAUUUCUCUGGCAAAGUCCAAGUGACAGGCCACCUCCUCAAAGCCAUCUGCAUCCUCACCCACCCAGUCGCAAAUACCGACAAUAAUGACUCCGUUCAGCUCAUCAUCCCUCAAUCACAAGUCGGCCGGAAACAUGACAUAUAUAUCGCAAUCGUCUCCUCCGCUCAUAACGUCUGUCCCAAAGGCUACUAUAUCGCCAUCGUCUCCACCAUUGCCGAAGGCUCCGCAAAUCAUCACCUAGAGCUCCAACCCGGCUUCGACCGGCUCGGCAAGAUCGAGGAGAAGUUUCAGGGCCCACCAAUCCCCUUGUACGAACCACUAGAGAGUGGUAUGAAUGACCAAAUUUUUAUCAGUAAGAGUUACGAUGCGACUAGUCACUUUGAGACGACGACAGACGAUGUGAGAGACAUUUAUAGAAGGGCGGCAGGGGAGGAAUUGGUCGUUGAUGGAUUGAGGGGAGAGAAUCUCGUAGCGCAAGAGUAA